Molecule: messenger RNA, 3693 nt
Organism: Pungitius pungitius (ninespine stickleback)
Lineage: Eukaryota; Metazoa; Chordata; Actinopteri; Perciformes; Gasterosteidae
Gene: iars2
Product: isoleucyl-tRNA synthetase 2, mitochondrial
Exons: 24
Coding region: 116-3211 (1031 amino acids)
Biological process (GO): isoleucyl-tRNA aminoacylation; mitochondrial translation
Cellular component (GO): mitochondrion
Molecular function (GO): isoleucine-tRNA ligase activity; ATP binding; tRNA binding
Source: RefSeq, a predicted model, not a curated record
GUUAAAGGGCGGAACGUAACACCGUCAAAAACUGCGCUCUGUCAAACCUCCGAAACAAGCGAGCAUCCUUCAGUUCUUGGUGGGUUUCUUGUCCACGGAGCCGCUCCGCCUCGCCAUGCUGCUGUGCCGGGGUUCGGCACUAAGCCGGACGGUGGCGAGAUUGGGACGGAGGUCACACCCGGGAGACGGCCUCCUCCACCGGACUCUCUCCUUCAGCUCGAGCCGCUGUCGGUGUCUAAGUUCAGGCGAGGUCAGAGCAGAGAGCGGCUCUGCUCCGGCACUGUACCGAGACACGGUGCUCCUCCCACGGUCUGAGUUCCCGAUGAAACUCACCGGACAGAAGCUACUGGAGCGAGAAGUCCAGACACAGCAGGAUUGUGGAUUUGCAGAUCUGUACUCCUGGCAGAGGGAGCGGAAGGCCAAGAAGGAGUUUUGUUUACAUGACGGCCCUCCUUAUGCCAACGGAGACCCGCAUGUAGGACAUGCACUCAACAAGAUCCUGAAAGAUAUCCGGAACCGCUUUGAGAUGCUGAGGGGCCGGCAGAUCCACUUCCUCCCGGGCUGGGACUGCCAUGGGCUGCCCAUCGAGCUGAAGGCUCUGGGGGAGCUGGGGACCAGCGGCCUCAGCCCCCUGCAGAUCCGACAGAAAGCGCGGGAGUUUGCACAGGGGGCCAUAGCUCGUCAGAAGGCUGCCUUCCAGCGCUGGGGCUUGAUGGCUGACUGGGACCAGUGCUACUACACGUACGAUGGCGCCUAUGAGGCCGCUGAGCUGAAAGUAUUCCAAGAGAUGCACAGCAAGGGGCUCAUCUACCAGGACUACAAACCAGUCUUCUGGUCCCCUUCAUCGAGGACGGCCCUGGCAGAGGCAGAGUUGGAGUACAACCCCGAGCAUGUUAGCAGAGCCAUCUAUGCCACGUUCCCCCUGAGCACACUGCCACCCGGGAUGGCCCCAGAUGGAUUGGAGGGUGGUGUCUCUGUGUUGGUGUGGACCACCCAGCCCUGGACCAUUCCUGCUAACCAGGCCGUCUGCUACAUGCCCAACGCCCAGUACUCGGUGGUGAACAGGGCGGACAACUCUCAGCUGCUGUUGGUGGCCACUGAGCGCACAGCCAGCGUGGCAGCACUGCUGGGCACAGAGCUGGAGACCGUAGGCACCUUCACAGGCUCCCAACUUGGGGGUGGUAUAUGCACACAUCCCACAAUUCCCGACAAGCUGGUGCCGCUAUUGCCGGCCAAUCAUGUGACCAUGGCAAAAGGAACGGGAUUGGUCCACACGGCGCCUGCUCACGGCAUGGAGGAUUACAGUGUGGCCUCUCACUUUAAGCUCUCCGUGGAGUGUAUCGUUGAUGAGGACGGCAAGUUCACCCAACUGGCCGGCCCUGAGCUACAGAACCUGCCUGUGAUGAAGGAAGGCACUGACCGAGUGAUCUCCAUGCUGGAGGACGCCGGCGCUCUGGUGAAGGAGGAGCAGUGCGUCCACAGUUACCCGUACGACUGGAGGACGAAGCAGCCUGUCGUCAUCCGGCCCAGUAAGCAGUGGUUCAUCAACACGGCGUCCCUCAAAGACAAGGCCAAGGAGGCCCUGCAGAAGGUGCGUGUUUUGCCAGAGUCAGCGAGGGGCAGCCUGCUGAGCAUGCUGGACAGACGGACAUACUGGUGCAUCUCCAGACAGCGAAGUUGGGGUGUCCCCAUCCCCGUCUUCUACCACAGAGAGACCGGAGAGGCUCUUAUCAACAAACACAUCGUGUCCCACAUAGCAACGCUUUUCAAAGAAAAGGGCAGUGACUGUUGGUGGCAGCUUCCUAUUGAAACUUUGCUGCCAGACAAUGUGCUGAAGAAGAGUGACGCAGGCCCAGUGACUGACUACGUUCGUGGAGAAGACGUAUUGGACAUCUGGUUUGACAGCGGAGCGUCAUGGGCUGCUGUACUGGAAGAGGAGACGGAGGGAGAGACGGCGGAGUCCCCUCUCAGCUGGCUCCCUGCUCCGCUCCGCAAACCUCUGGUCGCAGAGUCGGACACCAGGGCGGAUGCGUAUGUGGAAGGGAAGGACCAGAUCGGAGGCUGGUUCCAGUCCUCGCUGCUCACCAGCGUGGCCGUCAGGAACAAGGCCCCGUACAAGUCUCUGAUGGUCCACGGCUUCGCGGUCAGUGAGAAAGGAGAGAAGAUGUCCAAGUCUCUGGGCAACGUUGUGGAUCCUGAUGUAGUCAUUAAUGGAGGGAAGGAGCCCAGUACACCAGCCUACGGGGCGGAUGUGCUGCGGUGGUGGGUGGCGGAGUCCAACAUCUUCUCUGAGGUUCAGAUCGGACCUUCUGCCCUGAACUCGGCCAGAGACAGCAUCGGAAAGCUGAGGAACACUCUGAAGUUCCUGCUGGGCAACCUGCAGGGCUUCGACCCACGUACGCAGGCUGUGGACCCCAAACAGAUGCACUACAUCGACCAGUACAUGCUGCACCAGCUCCGCGAGUACAGCAUCAAGGUGACCGACGCCUACAGUGAGUACGAUGCUGGCCGAGCCAUCCGUGUCCUCCAAGCCUUCAUCAACAGAGAGCUCUCCAGCUUCUAUUUCAGCAUCAUCAAAGACAGGUUGUACUGCGAUCCAGAAGACUCUCUGGGCAGAAGAUCCUGUCAGACCGUUUUAGAGGAAAUUCUAGACGGGGUGACCAGAUCGAUCAGUCCCAUCCUGCCCCAUCUGGCUGAAGAGGUGUACCUCCACGCGCCGGGACAUGACGAAGGCGAGACGUUAUUUAGGAGUGGCUGGAUCAAAAGCAGCUCGGUGUGGCGAAGGCCAGGACUGGAGGAGGCAGUGGAGGGGGCCUGUGCCAUCAGAGACUCCUUCCUUUCUUCCAUUCCGGGGAAAAACGCCGCUCAGUACGACCUGACCAUCGCCAUCGAGCCCGGGUUGCUGUUUGAGCUCAUGGAGUCUCUCCAAGAGGAAGCCUCCUCCACCUCCUCCCAGCUGGCUGAGCUGAUGACAGUCGCGCGUGUCACCCUGACCUGCGCGCUGCCCCGUGACCUGCCCCCCGAUGCCCUGCUGAGCCACGGCACCUUCCUCAUCAACCUGGAGGGUGGCGUCAUACGAGAGGACAGCGCCUACAGCAUAGCCGCAGUGCCCACGGCGGCCGCCCGGUGCCCGCGCUGCCGCCGCUACACGGCCGAGUCGGCAGACUGCCUGUGCCCGCGCUGCCAGCCCAUCGUAUCACAGGCCCACUGACAUCCAUGCCGCCCGUCACCGUGACAACCGGCAUCUGCCUAAAAGCCGAUCCAAAGCAUCCCGUCUAAAUGGGCCUCACAGCCAACGCACUUGUCAGAAGUGUCAUUCCUGUGGAUGAACAACAAUCUGAUAUAGCUGUAUGUUCAAUAAGGAAUCCUAUUCUUCUCUUCUUUGAGGGUUGCCAUUCACGUGGCUUAUUGGUGGUUUAAUUUGAAUGUGUAAAUACAUGGGAAAGGAAUUGAUUACUCUGGGUGUCACCAUGUGACCGCAGUAGAGAAUCUCUUCUGGGUAAGUCCUUGUACGCUGACCUGUAUACAGCCUGUUCCUAAUCAACGUUCUCAUGAAGUGUACGAAAAAAAAAUCUCUAAAUUAAAAAUAAAUGAAAUACUAUGAUUUUCUUUUUACUUCUUUUUAGAAGAUGUAUUUUGCAUACUUUAUUAUGAACUAUGUUGUUGCCAGAUUUUAUUCAAAACACUGUUCAA